AUGGCAUCUGAGGCUUUGGAUGGCGUUCUUGGUACGGGCGGGGUCCCUACCCAGGCUCAGGAUUUAGCUCCGUGCAUUAUAUUCACGAUAGCAUACGCCUGCCUAAUCCCUCAUGCGACACUUCGACUGGCGAAUAAGGCGUCCCGCUCCACUCUGCUCAUCGGGCCGGCCAUAUUUAUUCCCGUUCGGAUAGUGACGUUCAUCUUGAGAGCUGUGCAGGCGACUGGAAACGACUCACUUGCCGUUUUCAUUGUCAUUCAAAUAUUUCUAAUAGCUGGAUUCGCGAUUAUAUGCGACCCCAUCGUGGCGUUGUUCGAAUACCACAUCACACGAACGCAUGCCAAUCCUAAUGAAGGCUUAUGGACCCAGCGAGCGAUUCGAAUACUCAGGCUUUCACUUUGGGCCACAUUCAUACUUGCCAUCGUUUCUGGUGCCAGAACUAGCGGCGCAGUAUCCGACCCAGAAAAAGCCGAAUACCUACACAAGCUGCGUAAUGUCAAUGGCGGAAUGUGCUUAGCAAUUGUCCUCUCCAUUAUUUUCGUCACUCUCAUCGCCCAUGUCCACAAGAACCUCCCUAACCGAGCAACCGCUUUGCUCGUAUUUCUGGCCGGGUGUCUUCUCGUGACGGCCUCAUAUCGCAUGUCGACGAUUCAUCAUUCGUUCCCUCCAUUUGCAAUCAAGACGAAAGUCGCGUUUUAUGUGCUGUUGGUGUUGCCAGAGUGGCUAGCGACUGGGGCAUUGUUUUUGUUUCCUAUCAGGGAGAUGUUUGCGGAAGAUUUCGCCAAGCAGAAGAGACGAGAUUGGAACAAAGAAGAACAUAUCCCGCUGGAAGGGGGUGAUUCAAGUUCCAGGUCAGCUUAG
Messenger RNA from Cyclocybe aegerita, 861 nucleotides. NCBI's taxonomy places the organism in Eukaryota, Fungi, Basidiomycota, Agaricomycetes, Agaricales, Hemipholiotaceae. The record is from the annotation of a GenBank genome assembly.